This is a messenger RNA of Nematocida ausubeli, 1380 nucleotides long. RefSeq lists its product as uncharacterized. The record is from RefSeq and is a predicted model, not a curated record. The transcript has a single exon. NCBI's taxonomy places the organism in Eukaryota, Fungi, Microsporidia. Bases 1 to 1380 code for a protein of 459 amino acids. Gene Ontology annotation, molecular function: lactose binding; lactose:proton symporter activity.
AUGCCAGCAGGAGAGAGAAGAUCCCACCAAAGUAAUAGAUUUAUUCUAGUACAGUUCAUACUGAUAUAUUUCUUUAUACAUAUAGUAAUAUACUCAUCGCACAACUACAGAGAAACAAUUGCGAAGGAGAUAUUCGAGCUUUCUUCCAAAGAAUACUCAUUAGUUGAAAUGAUAAGUGUGAUUAAGCUGGGAGGCUCCAUUACAUCCACCUAUAUAUCGCAGAAGUAUAUAAGGCCGCUGAUUGUCACUCUAAUGUCCACAUGUGCGUUUAUCCUAACGCUUGCCAUUCUUAUUAACAAAAUGGUGACGGAUAAAAGAUUAGUCGUUCUUCUUGGAUGCAUCCACAUAGUGGCAGACUCAGCAAUUCUCCCCACGAUUGACUCCGAGUGUCUAGCGGUUCUUAACAGUAGGAAUAUAGGGCAAAAGUACAGUAAAAUCCGUGUGUUUAGUACUAUAGGACAUAGUAUUACAUACAUUAUAAACAUAGCCAUCCAGAAGAUAGUUCAAGAGAAUACUCUGAGCAGAAGUAUUUUCCUAAACACUCUUCUGUUUGGUGCUAUUGCUAUUUCUUGCAUUGUUUUUUCCAUUGUAAAUGUAGAGAGAGAGGUAAUAGAAGUACUCGAAAAACAAGCAGAAGUAGUUAGCACAAACAGUGGAAGCUCGGAAUCUGUAGUGGCUGAGAAUGCUAAAGAAAGCAGCGCGUUUUCUAUUGUUCUGAAUGGCAUUAUCUAUCCUUUCCGCCUUGCUGCAGAAAAUGUUAUGUUUAUUCUUCAGAUGUUCAACAAAAACUAUGCAACUCUUAUUUUAUGUGCAAUGGGCAGCGGUAUCUCCCGGUCAUCGCUUCAGUCAUACUUGAGCGAGUAUCUGAGAGAGACACGGUCAAGCAAAGGAGAACAAGGGUACAUAUACUUUGUGCGGACAAUCUGCGAGCUAUUUGUGUGGAGCAUAGUGAUUUGGCUUGGAGAUCGAGUGACCUUGGAGGUGCUGCUGACAGUGGGAAUCUCUUUGGGCGCAACUCGAUCGCUUCUCUACUCGUUUAUGCCAACCAACCCGCUGAUUAGAGCUUUCCUCCCCUACAUUGCUGAGCUAUUUAAAUCCGCAUACAGCGCAUUAUUUAUCUAUGUGGCCGUGAAGCUAGCACACAAGUUCUCAAAGCCUCACCAGAGAACACUUGCACAGGGAGUGUUUACUGGUGUGUACAGUGGGCUAGCGCCAUUUUUAGCUGGAAUACUGAGCUACAAUGUCUUCUCAAGCACAGAGAGAACAGAACUCCAAAACAAAGAGCGCCUAUUUAGAAUAGCAGGAUUGUGUGGAGUUGGAGCAGCUGCGCUAUCUUCUACGAUUUACAUCAGGAAAUAUAGAAGUAUGAAGCGUAUUUAA